GAAACAAAACAAUAUUAGUACUACUAUAGACUUUGUUUUGAGAAAAGAAGGAAGGGGAAAUAGAGGGGGGAAAUUAUACUAGUACCACCACUAGUGAUGCUCUACUGUCCAGCCAGGCAGCCACGGACACCAAGGCAGGCAGGCAGGGACGGGAGGGAGGAGGAGCCAGAAAGAGAUGAGCUCGGCGUGCUGCUGAGGUGAGGUGAGCUCAGCUGAGGCGACACAGAGAGACGAGCGGUGCGGUGCGGUGCUCUGCUGCAUUGCAUUGGCCGACGAAGGAUCGCCUUCCCGCCCGACGCCCGCGGAUCUCGGCCUCGCCGCCAGACGGCCCGAGCUCCGCGGCCGCUGGAUUCUCUGCCGUGCCGUGCGUGAUCUGCUGCAAGCGCGCCGCCACUUGCGUGGGCGGGAGGACUCGGAUCUCCUCUCUACGUCGCUGUCGAGAGAGAGAGAGGCUCUCUCUAAGGUGGGUGGCAGCUUCCUUCCAUUGAAACGGUGGUUCGCUCAGCUGCUUGAUUGGGGCCGAGCCGGGCGGGAGAUCUGGCCGUCGGCGUGGACCUGCAGAUCCCCUGCCUGCCACUGCCAGCGCGCGCCCACGCCUCGCUGCUGUGGAGGUGCCUGCGGAGGGCGGCGGUGGUGGUGGGGAUGGGCGGCUACGCGGAUCCCUUCAUGCCUCCGCAGCCGGCCUCGUCGUCGUCGUACGCCGUGCCGCAGGGCGGGCAUGGGCAGCCGCAGCCGCAGCCCGCGCCGCGCCCGCCGGGCUGUCCGUACUCCUCCUCCGCCUCGGCUCCGCCGGUUUCCACGUCCUACCAUUCUUUGCCCCCCGCGGCGUCCCCUCCGCCGGUAAGUAGCCCCCCUCCGGCCUCCCCGCCACCCGAGCCAUUGCCUUCACCUCCUCCAGCAUUGCCUUCCUCGCCGCCACCGCCGGCAUUGUCGCCUCCGCCGCCCGACGCGCCCCCCCCGCCCCCCCGCCCCCCGGCCCCCCCCGCGUGGGCCCCCCCGCCCCCCCGGCCCGGCCGCCGCCCGCGCGGGGGGCGCGCUCCGCCCCCCCCCCCGCCGCCAGGAGUCCUCCCGCUACCAGCCCCGCCUCCAUCCCACCCGCCAUCGCCAUCGCCUACUCCAGCUCCAGCUCCAGCACCCACGCCGGUUGCAGUCUAUUCGCCUCCCCCGCCAAGAGUUGCAUCUCCCCCGCCGCCGCGCCAUCAUACUAAGCCACAUUACGCGCCGCCGCGCUCGCCUGGGAGGUCACACUUAAACUCGACCCGCUCAAAUGGCAGCGGCAAGAACAUCGAAAUAUCGAGGGAAACUGCCACCACCAUUGUAGCAAUUGCCGGUCUUGCAAUGCUCAGCUUCAUCGGUGCCACCAUUUGGCUUGUCAAGAAGAAGCGACGGCGGGCAGAGCCUCCCUCAGCACUGCCUACACAGCAGCAACCAGCUCCCCCGCCGCCACCACCCAAUUACAUUCCCUCGUCUGCUGGAUCCUCACUAGCAUCAGAUGGGUUCUACUUACGAUCACCGGGCUAUCCCUUCAUGAGGUCCAGUACUGGGAGCCAUGGGUUCCCCUACUCGCCGGCAGACUCCGGGAUAGGGUACUCGAGGAUGCUGUUCACGCCGGAGAAUUUGGCAGGAAUCUCAAAUGACUUUUCGGAUGAGAACCUUUUGGGAGAAGGUGGAUUUGGGUGUGUGUACAAGGGUAUCUUGCCAGAUGGUCGCCCUGUGGCUAUCAAGAAGCUGAAGAUUGGCAAUGGGCAGGGAGAGCGUGAGUUCAGGGCCGAAGUUGAUACUAUCAGCAGAGUACAUCAUAGACAUUUGGUUUCACUAGUAGGCUAUUGCGUAUCAGAGGGCCAGAGGAUGCUUGUAUAUGAUUUUGUUCCCAAUAACACGCUUUAUUACCAUCUCCAUGUAAAUGAAGUACCACUUGAUUGGCGUACGAGGGUCAAGAUUGCGGCCGGAGCAGCUCGUGGAAUUGCUUACCUGCACGAAGAUUGUCAUCCACGGAUUAUACAUAGAGAUAUUAAAUCAUCUAAUAUUUUAUUGGAUAACAACUUCGAAGCUCAGGUUUCUGAUUUUGGACUUGCAAGGUUAGCUGCCGACUCCAACACGCAUGUCACAACACGUGUCAUGGGAACAUUUGGGUAUUUGGCUCCAGAGUAUGCAUUGUCUGGGAAGUUGACAGCAAAAUCUGAUCUAUAUUCUUUUGGAGUUGUUCUUUUGGAACUUAUUACCGGAAGAAAACCUGUUGAUUCUUCUCAACCGCUGGGAGAUGAGAGUCUUGUCGAAUGGGCCCGGCCCUUUCUCUCACAAGCAAUCGAGCAUCGAGACUUUGGGGACCUUCCCGAUCCGAGGAUGGAAAACAAGUUUGAAGAAAAUGAGAUGUAUCAUAUGAUAGGAGCCGCGGCUGCAUGCAUUCGUCAUUCUGCGGUGAUGAGACCACGGAUGGGGCAGGUGGUAAGAGCACUGGAUAGUUUAGCCGACUCUAACCUAAACAACGGCCUUCAACCGGGGCGCAGCGAGGUCUUCUUGGAGCCGCGAACCGAGGAGAUCAGGUUGUUCCAGCUGAGAGAGUUCGGCAGCCGGGAGUGCAGCGACGAGCUGAGCCAGGCUAGCUGGAGGAGCCGGAGAGACCUGUGAACAACAGGCGUCGGUCGGUCGGUACAAGACCUUCAUUAACAUUCUUUUUGGUCAUUCUUUACAUGUAAUUAUCUCUUUUACAUGAUUUUUUCCUCCCCUGACGAAAAUCCUUGUCCUCCCCGGAGUAAAUUUUGCAAUUCUUUCAGGAGAUAAGUAAAUUCCUUCUUUCUUUUCCGUUCCUGGCCAAAUGAAAAAGAAAAAUACAGAGACUUUGGCUCCAGGCAUUCCCAGAUAAA
Aegilops tauschii subsp. strangulata is the source of this 2864-nucleotide messenger RNA. Its product is annotated as proline-rich receptor-like protein kinase PERK8. NCBI's taxonomy places the organism in Eukaryota, Viridiplantae, Streptophyta, Magnoliopsida, Poales, Poaceae. Gene Ontology annotation, biological process: protein phosphorylation. The record is from RefSeq and is a predicted model, not a curated record. Gene Ontology annotation, molecular function: ATP binding; protein kinase activity.